AUGCUCUUUCAGGAGUCAGAAGACGAAAAUAUGUAUAUUACGAGUAAAUACGAACCACCGACUGACUUUGACACGAUCACUAUCAAUACGACCAAUGUCUCGACUAACUUUGGCACGAUCUCUCCCACAACGAAUGUUCCUACAAAUAUUAGUAAAUACGAACCCUCGAUUGAUUACGACACGAUCGACGCGAUCGCAACCCCUACGAAAAACGGUUCAGUCGACCUUGACAUGGUCACUGUUCCUGUAACCAGUAUUACCAAUAUUCCUGAUAAUUAUGGCACGAUCACCCCUAUGGCUGAGGUUCCGGAAUUCUUUUUACUCCCCGAAGUAGAUAUAAACACAUGCAGGAUUCUACUAAAACCAUACCAUCCUCGUUCGGCUUACUCUGCUAUAUCUAAUUCAUCAGCACUUCAAAAAGACGAUCAUCAAAGUAAUGAAGGCCCUCUAAUAUACUAUGAACCGAAUCUAACACCCGAAACAUUGGCAGAAACAAAUGCUAAAGUUACCAAAAACAUUGAACACCAACUUCGACAACCUAAAGGAGAUCCACGAAUAAAUCGCGAAUAUGCUCUGAGUCUUAAUGUCAAACGACAAAAGUACUGCAAGUCAUUGCAAGUUCUUACAUAUGAGCAAGAUAAGAAAACACAUAAUCGCAAAGAGUCCACUGUUAUCAUAUCAUUCCUUGAUAAAUUUAUGCUUGAAUCUCAAAUUCGAGAAAAUUUUGAAGAAUGUGGAUUUAUACAAGAAUGUAAUAUCGAAAAACACCCAGACUAUAAUCAUAGUCUUGGAAUCGCAACAGUUACUUAUUAUGGAGAUGAUGAUGGUGUAGCUUUGAAUGCAGCGAGAGAGGCUGUCAUUAGAUUUAAUGGCAAACAAAUAUCCGGUGGUCCACCGAUUAAAGUGGAACUGGAUAAUGAUGGUUCAAAGUUGAAAUCUGCCAUCGAUGCAUAUAUUUCAGAAGGUCAAACACAAAAAGAAUCACAUUCACCUAGUAAUAGUCAUAAAUCAACACCAUUGGCAAAUGACAUUGAUAUGGAAAUUGAUGAUAUACCAUCUCCAUCCCCACCAAUGGCACCCCCAGCGGCUCCUCCAAUAAAAGUUCCAUUGGAUCCACCACCAUCUCGGUCAUUAGAUAGUAUUAAAAGUAAAUUUACACAUUCUAUUCCAACAUCUAAAACACCUGCUACGAAAGAUUCAACAUCGACAACAAAGCUUCCGGUAAAAGAUUCAACUAAAAUGUCAUUAAAAGAUUCUGUUCCAGCAUCUAAGAUGCUAUCAAAACCUUUUUCAACAUCUAAAGUGUCAUCAAAAGAUUUUGAUUCAGAUAUUAAAGGGUCGUCGAAAGAAUUUACUUCGAUUCCUAAAAUUUCUUCGAAAGAUUCUACCAAAUUAUUUAAUGAAGUUUUUGAUAAAAAUGAGCAGAAACAAGAUAUGCAGUUUAUGAAUGAUGACAAAGAAGAUGGCGAAAUCGAUUCAAAUACUGAAGAACCGACGCCACGUAGUAUUAAGGUUAAAGGGCUUGAAAGAGGUCCAUUUGACUCAAGCUGGCGAUAUCCAGCUGAAUCUAGAGCACGAUUAUCUUCAUGGCGUGACUAUGAUCACCUACAAUACGAUUCUGAUCGUUACGGUUUAGAUCGUAGAAGACGAAAUUCUUCAAGGGAUAGAUCUAAUAAAGAAGGUAAUCAUGGUAGAUAUCAUGACUCUUAUCGUAACCGUGACCGUGAUUGCACUUCAAGUCGUGAAUAUGAAAGUAGCCGUAAACAUGAUCGAGAUACAGCUCGUUCACGUGGUCGAGAAAGCGAUCAAAGUCGCGAUAAGGAUAACGUCCGCAAUAAUGAUCGUGAUCGGGAUUAUCUAUAUAAUCGAAAUCCAUCAGAUAGAUCUCAAACAUCACGCAAUGAUGAAAAGAAAAUUCAACCAGAAAAGGAAGAUGGCAAUACAAAUCCUAAUGCUAGCAUCAAAAUUGAAGAGGAAGAAAAAAUAGGUAUAAGCUUUUUAGAGGCAUUUCAUGAUCUAAAAGACCUUCCAAGCUUCCGGAAACGUUCGAACUUGAACAACACGAAAGAUUCAAAGAAAAAACAGGAAAUUUUGAUGAAAGAUCAAAAAAACCUGUCCACGUAUGAGUCUAAAGAUGUUAAUCGAGACUCUCAACAAAAGAUUACUUCAUCAAGUUCUAUACAAUCAAAGAAACCAAUAACUAAGAAAUCAUCAGAAUCAAUCGACAAUGAAUCUGACGGUUAUGGUACUCACGAUACAGAUGAUAAAUCGUACGGAAGCGUUCGUCGAAAAAAUACCAAACAGAGCACCAGACCUAGUAAACGAGUUGAAAGACCGAAAAUUAGUGACUGGGACUAUUCAUCAUCAGAGUCAUCUUUAGAAGAUACGAAGAAGGAUUCAACAUCCACUAUUAGAAAUCCGUCACCUUUUAAGAGUGAAAAAUUGGAUAAUGUGAAUAAUAGUGAUAAAAACAAUGAUGUUGAAAUACAAUCAAUACAGAAAAAAAAUCAAAAGUUAAGCGCAUCGAAUGCAUCUGAAGCCAGUAAAAAAGUACAUAAUAAAUCCAAUAUUUCAAGCGUGUCUGAAACAACCAAAAAAUUGAAAAGCAGUAGCUAUAAUUUUAAUUCCACUCUAAAGCAUCGUGAAUUAAAAAAUCGAAUCUUUGUUGCUACACCUGGAUCAAGUACAAAAAUUAAAUCUAGUCGCAGACAAAAAAAUAAUUUGGUAUCAAAUGCACAAAGUUCGAAAUCUAAAAACAAAUUAGCAUCUAGUUCAAAAACAUUUAAUGCGCAAGAGACAUCAAAUUCCUCCAGAAAUCAAUAUGUAAAUGAUACAACUAGCGACAGUGCAAAACAAACAAGUGGAUCCAAUUCAAACAGCGAGGGACAAGCAGAAGACUGUGAUUCGUUCUUUAAUUCAGAAUGGGUCGAGAGACCGUAUCUUACUCCAGAAGAUGGUAUCACAGAUGCAUUUGAUUUAGAUAUGAUCAAGCUUUAUCUCACUCUACAGCAGAAUAACCAAUUAGAUAGUGAUGGUGAGCCAAUAGACUGGGUAGAAAAGGAGGAAUAUACUGUCAGAGUAGGUGAUACUGUAUAUUCAUACAAAGACUAUGCGCCUGAUCCAGGACCUCAUAAGACAGGAUGUGCUAGGACUGAAGGGUAUUACAAAAUACCACCAGAAGAAAAGCGCAAAUACGUUACAUAUGGUAUCGCAGGUACGCCAUAUGCAACUGCCACAGCUCCGGCACCUAGUCCACGAGAAUCGAGAGCCAAACGGCGAGAAUUACAUGCACGGAUGGCCACAGCGUCAGAAGAUUAUCUUCAAUUUAAUCCAUUAAAAUCACGAGAAAGAGAACUUACAAUAGCAAAAUCGUCAAUACAUCACUAUGGACUUUUUACUUUAGAAAAAAUAAAGUGCGGAGAAUUUGUAAUCGAAUAUACGGGGGAAUUAAUUAGACAGGCAGUUGCAGAUUUGAGAGAAAGAAAAUAUAAGGCUGAGGGAAUUGAUGGAAGCUAUAUGUUUAGAGUAGGUGAUGAUACGAUAAUUGACGCCACUAGAAUGGGAAAUAAUGCCAGACUAAUAAAUCAUUCCUGUGAGUUUCUCAUGGAUGUUAUAUGGAAUUAA
Cetraspora pellucida is the source of this 3624-nucleotide messenger RNA. NCBI's taxonomy places the organism in Eukaryota, Fungi, Glomeromycota, Glomeromycetes, Diversisporales, Gigasporaceae. The record is from the annotation of a GenBank genome assembly.